Messenger RNA from Rhea pennata, 1494 nucleotides. It is a transcript of the gene ZNRF2, whose product is annotated as zinc and ring finger 2. NCBI's taxonomy places the organism in Eukaryota, Metazoa, Chordata, Aves, Rheiformes, Rheidae. The transcript is spliced from 5 exons. The coding region runs from base 1 to 711 and encodes 236 amino acids. Gene Ontology annotation, cellular component: intracellular membrane-bounded organelle; cytoplasm; membrane. Gene Ontology annotation, molecular function: ubiquitin protein ligase activity. The record is from RefSeq and is a predicted model, not a curated record. Gene Ontology annotation, biological process: protein K48-linked ubiquitination; proteasome-mediated ubiquitin-dependent protein catabolic process.
AUGGGCGCGAAGCAGAGCGGCCCGGCCGCCGCCAACGGCCGCACCCGGGCGUACUCGGGCGGGGAUCUGCCUUCCUCCAGCGGCGGCGGCGCUAACGGGACCGGCGGGCGCUCGGCGGGCGCUGGCGGGCGCUACGCGCACUUGGCGGCCGCGGCGUCUCACGCCGCUCCCGGCGGCUCUGCGGCGGCAGGAGGAGCGGCGGCGGCGGCGGGGGGUGCCGCGGGGUCGGCACCCCGCAGCAGGUCCCUCCUGGGGGCGACCUCCUCCGGGGCCCGGGCCGCGCAGUCCGCCUUCAACAUCCCCCACAGCAGCGGCCCCUACGGCUCGCAGGACUCGGUCAACAGCACCCCGGAGGAGGGCGGCCGGGAGCGGGCGGCGGGCGGCGGCGGCGGCGGGCCCCGGCUGGUGAUCGGCUCGCUGCCCGCGCACCUCUCGCCGCACCUGUUCGGAGGAUUCAAGUGCCCAGUAUGUUCGAAAUUUGUAUCUUCUGAUGAAAUGGAUUUACAUCUUGUGAUGUGUUUGACAAAACCAAGGAUAACCUACAAUGAGGAUGUACUGAGUAAAGAUGCUGGGGAGUGUGCAAUAUGCCUGGAAGAGCUGCAGCAAGGAGAUACUAUAGCACGGCUGCCUUGCCUCUGCAUAUAUCAUAAAGGCUGCAUAGACGAAUGGUUUGAAGUAAAUAGAUCUUGCCCUGAGCAUCCAUCAGAUUAAGACGAGAUUCAUGUUUUUAGCUGCUUCCACUGAUCAGAAAACACAGGAGACCUGAGGUUCCCUCGCUGAACACAGCGUGCCUGGCUUGAGACUUAGGUUCUUUGUGGCUGAAAAAGGCAAAUAUGGACAGUGACAUGGAAUAAGCAUUGCAGAGACCAGUAACUUGCUGGUAGUGCUCAGUAUACCAAACACUCAUGCAAAGGACACACAGGGAUUUUGAAAAUGCUGCACAUUCUUUAACAAUCUACUCCCCACGGACGUUAUUGAUGCUAUUUGUGUUGGAAGGCCAAAGUUCCUGAUUUCAGCCUAACUUCUGGUUCUGUGAAGAAGCAGAUUAUUGGAUGCGUUUCCUACUGCCUCAAGUGGAAGCUGAGAUGUUCGCUACAUGCUGAGACCUGUACAGGAGGAUGGCCCCAUUUUUGAGAGGGAACGUUUUCACCUUCUUAUUAUCUGAAGAAGAGUAAAUGGCAAACUAAAUAUAAUAUAAUAUAACAGUGUGACCUUAUUUACUGAAUUCACACCCUAUUGUAUGUUCUUCACUUUUUUCAAGAACAGAAAACAUAAACUUCUCUGCAUAGGAAUACUAUAUUUCAAAGUUUUGUAAAUGAACCUUUGUCACAAUGCAGUCCAAAGAGUAAAACCAAGACAGGUAACUAAUUUAUAUUGCUCAAACUAUAGGGACUGUUGAAAUCUGCACAUUGUAUUGCUAUUUAAGUAACUAAAACUUCUCUUUUACUGCUUGUGAGUAAAACCGAAAAGAAAUGCAGCAAAGCAAAAUCUUAA